AUGGUGCAGAUCCGCCUCCGAGAGCAUGUGGAGAGAAUGGCCGUCCCUUUUCCUAUUCUACUAUCUCAGGAAUCUGCAGAAUAUAUUGUUUCUGAACUUAGACGAACAGAUCUCCCCCAGUUGCAUGAAAACAGAGAACAAUAUUUCAGUGAUAAGGAUCAUCAUGAUUACGCCUAUCCCAAGGAGAUGAGCGAGCAACUGGUUCAAAGCCCCGAGGUGGUCGCCCCUGGGCCACUAGAGAGGGCAGGGAUCCACAGAAACAGUCCCGAAACCGAGCAGCCGCAGAACUUCCAGUCCCAAGUCCCGCCUCAGCUGGCUAAAGUGGGCACAGCUCUCUCAGGCGACAUCCAGCCUUGGCCUCUCGACGAAGGGCCACCCCACGAGACCGAGCGCGCCAAAAUUGGGAUCGGCAAAGUCGCCUCCGCCCAAGGCAAUCCCCCAACCGGCAAAGACCCCGCCGAUCUUUGUACGCUCAAGAAUGCCCCCUGUGCAGGGAACGCCGCGCCAGCUAACAUUGUCCCCUGCAAAAUCGCCCCCUUGCAGAGCGCCGUUGGGCCGGCUAAUCAAAGUCUUGGUAAGAGCCUGGUGGAGCCAAACAAUACCAAUACAGGCUGGGUGAACAUGAGCCAUAGCACCGUGGUGUUGGGUACAGAUGGAAUCGCAUCUGUUCGGCCUGGCAGCGUCACUGAGGAGGACGAGGAAGGAGAUGAAAAUAAAGCCCGGGGCAAUUGGUCUAGCAAGAUGGACUUCAUCCUCUCCAUGGUGGGUUAUGCAGUAGGGCUGGGCAAUGUCUGGAGGUUCCCGUACCUGGCCUUUAAGAAUGGGGGAGGUGCAUUUCUUAUUCCCUAUUUGACAAUGUUGGCUCUGGCUGGAAUCCCUAUCUUUUUAUUGGAAGUUUCUCUGGGACAAUUUGCUAGUCAGGGACCUGUAUCUGUCUGGAAAGCCAUCCCUGCCUUUCAAGGUUGUGGCAUUGCAAUGCUGAUUAUCUCUGUCCUAAUAGCCAUAUAUUAUAAUAUUAUAUUGUGCUAUACACUUUUCUACCUUUUUGCAUCCCUUUCACCUGUGUUACCUUGGGCUUCCUGUAAUAAUCCCUGGAAUACACCUGAUUGUAGAGAUAAAAACAAACUUUUGUUAGAUUCCUGUAUCAUUGGUGAUCAUCCCACGUUGCAAAUAAAGAACUCUACUUCCUGUAUGAGUGCCUAUCCAAACUUGACAAUGGUCAAUUAUACCAGCCAUGUCAGCAACAAGACUUUUGUCAGUGGCAGUGAAGAAUAUUUCAAGUAA
Molecule: messenger RNA, 1284 nt
Organism: Thamnophis sirtalis
Lineage: Eukaryota; Metazoa; Chordata; Lepidosauria; Squamata; Natricidae
Source: RefSeq, a predicted model, not a curated record